Messenger RNA from Pseudogymnoascus verrucosus, 4525 nucleotides. RefSeq lists its product as uncharacterized. Gene Ontology annotation, biological process: establishment of mitotic spindle orientation; nuclear migration involved in conjugation with cellular fusion. Gene Ontology annotation, cellular component: spindle pole body; cell tip; spindle. The record is from RefSeq and is a predicted model, not a curated record. The coding region runs from base 146 to 4174 and encodes 1342 amino acids. The transcript is spliced from 2 exons. NCBI's taxonomy places the organism in Eukaryota, Fungi, Ascomycota, Leotiomycetes, Thelebolales, Thelebolaceae.
CUAUUAUUGACGCGACGACCCUGAAUAUAAGACCCUCAAAGAAACUCCACGCCAACAAGCCAACGACGCCAACAACGCCAACAACCCCAAAUUUUGAUGCGGCCCCAGUAAUCUCCAGCCCUUGGGCUUCCAACCUACCAAAAAAAUGGCCACCCACGACCUCGCCAUCGGCCAGACCGUCGAGCUCGCAGACGGCAGAAUCGGCAUCAUCCGCUACGUAGGCUUCCCGCACUUCGCAGCCGGCGAAUGGGUCGGCGUCGAGCUCGAAGAUGAUACGGGGAAGAACGAUGGCAGUGUGCAGGGGGAACGCUACUUCGACUGCGAUAUGGGGAGGGGCAUGUUCGUGAGGCCGCAGGCUGCGAAUGUUUUGGAGCAGGCCCCCCCUCCGCCGCCGCCGAAAUCUGCUCCGGUGCCGAAGAGGACGAGUAGGCCGUCGAGUGUGGUGGUGCCGCCGGCGAGGAGGGUGGGGAGCGUGAGUGACCCGGCGGCGGGGAAACGGAUGAGCAUGAAUGCGUCGAGCCCAAGUCCGGCUGCGAGGUUGGGCAGGCCGAACAGUAUACUGAGGUCUCCGACUAAAUCACCGACAAAACAGCUCGCUUCAGGUGCCACAUCUGGAGCGUCAACGCCGAGAACUACAACCCCAUCCAUAGGCUCCAGGCCAACACCGGGAUCCGUGAAACCACGACAGAGCUUAGCAGGCCCAGGGAAUCGAACAUCUAUGGGCCCGCCGCCUAUACCAACACCGAGAACCUCGAGACAGUCUAUAUCCGCAGCACCAGGAUCAAGACUAGCAUCUGGCGCUGGUCGGGUAGCUGCUGGUCGGCCGCCCUCGCUCGCUGUUCCUGAUAGGCAUCAGAGCAUCUCCCAGAGAUUAGGCUCUGGAGGCAGCCAAGUGAGCAGCGGGCAGGGAAGCGACAGUGGUCGGCAGGGAGAGGAUAAUGAUUAUUCAUCAGGAUCUGAUGCUCGAUCGCAAGCGCUCUCGCCAACAUCCACAUCAUCGAAAGCAAUAAGUCCCGUGCUGACACGGACCUCUGCUGCUUCGAAGCCAGCCGCCGCAAGCCCUACUACCACUGUUCGGAGCAAUGCUUCACAGGUCACCUCGCGAAGCACGGCUGGAAACUCGGCAGCUACGAACCGCGAAAUCGAGGAUCUAAAGACGAAGUUACGAUUGAUGGAGAAGAAGCGCAUGGAGGAUCGAGAUAAGAUCAAAGCGCUCGACAAGAUCCAAGCUGAGCGUGACAAAUUCGAAGGCAUCAUUCAGAAAUUACAGUCCAAGUACCAGCCACAGCAGCAAGAACUUACCGACCUACGAAAGGAAUUGAAAGAGGCGGCUGCCAAGUUCGAGGACAUCGAGAAUUCACAGGCUGAUCACGAUGUCGUCCUCGAAAUGGCUACUCUUGAUAGGGAAAUGGCUGAGGAGACUGCUGAGGUCCUAAAGCACGAGCUAGAGGCUCUGAAGAUGAAGGCCGAGGAGCUUGAGCUUGAAGUCGAGGUGCUGAAGGAGGAGAACGCAGAGUUAGGAGGGGAGAUGAGUGAGGAAGAUAAAGCGAGUCAGGGCUGGAUUGCCAUGGAGAGGAAUAACGAGCGAUUGAGGGAAGCUCUGCUCAGGCUCAGAGAUAUAACUCAGGAGCAGGAGGCUGAGCUGAAGGACCAGAUUAAACUGCUAGAGGAGGAUGUACGAGACCUUUCGGGCGUCAAGGAACAUUACGAAUCGGCCAAGGCGAAAUUGGCACAGUCUGAGGCUACGGUUGAGGACUUAAGGCAGCAGCUCGACAACGCGCUCGGGGCGGAAGAUAUGAUUGAAGAUCUCACUGAGCGGAAUAUGAGUAUGAGCGAACAGAUUGAGGAGAUGAAGGUCACCAUCGAAGAUCUGGAGAGCCUGAAGGAGCUGAACGACGAGCUGGAGGUCAACCAUGUAGAGACCGAAAAGGAGCUUCAGGAAGAUCUCGACUUCAAGGAUACGGUUAUCAACGAGCAAGCGAGGAGAGCUGCAGAGCAGCAAGACGCGCUUGGGGAUAUGGAAUACACUCUCUCCAGGUUCCGAGAGCUUGUCACCAGCCUUCAGAGCGAUUUGGACGAUAUGAAGGCUUCUCAUGCCCUUACUGAGACCGAAUCAGAGCAGCUGAACAGUCGCUCGAGGGCGAUGAUGGAUCUUAACUUGAAGCUCCAGGUCUCGGCUUCAAAGACUCAAAUGAAGACCAUCGAACUUGAACUUAGACGCCUCGAUGCGCAAGAAGCAUCGGAUCAUCUCGCAAUUGUUCAGCUAUUCCUUCCAGAUGGAUACCAGACAGAGAAGGACUCGGUCUUGGCUCUGCUUCGCUUCAAGCGUGUCGGCUACAAGGCGAACCUCCUCCAUGGAUUCGUCAAGGAAAGAAUCGGCAGCCAUCACCGUGGCCACGAAGACGAUAUCUUCGCUGCCUGCGAUGUCCUUGACAAGCUUGUCUGGGUUACGGCUAUGUGCGAACGCUUCGUCAAUGCGAUCAGCCACUGCUCAACUGAGCAAUUCGCAAAGUACGAAGGAGCUCUGUACGAGUUGGAGCCUGUUGAGCGCGCACUGAACGCCUGGAUCGAUGGCCUGAGACGCGACGAGCUCAAGGAGAGGCAGUGCGCCAGCGACCUCCAGCGUACUAUUGCAUUGAUGUCUCAUCUGGCUGAAAUCCACAUCUCGGAUGGGCUGGAAAGCUACGCUCACGAUGUGCACAUGCGCGCACUCGUCAUUCAGAGCCACCUCGAUAACACAGCUACUGCCCUGUCGAGCGCUAGAGCCCUGGUGCAAUCUCACAUCACAGCAACUGGCGAGGAAGAUGAACUCGCACAACACUUUACGCGCAAGACGGAUGCGAUUAUCAACAGCACGCGAAGCGCCAAGGUCAUUGUCAGCAAAGCCGUACGGUCGCUUGAGGACCUCAAAUCACGUUCCCUGUCCCUCACACCAGACACUAUCCAGAACUUCGAGCAAUGCGAGACCGCAACGGAGGAGCUUGCACUCUUCUCUCGCCACAUCGGCAUGGACCUCUUCACGCUACUUUCCGAAGAAGGCCGCGCCGAGCCAUUCACCUACACCGAGGUACAAAGCUCCAUCCACCGCACCACCACAGCUAUUUUCCAAUCCAGCGAAAGCGACAUAUUCUCCACCUACGCCAACAAAAUCCGCGCCGCAACAACUCACAUCACCGACCUCGCAGCCCUCGCCAGCGACCUCGAGAUGACGCAGGAAUUCGAAAGCGCCCCCGCGCCAUGGAUAAUCCGCAGCAAGGAGCUCAGCUCCAGCGGCACCAUCCCCGUCGACGCGGAAGAAGAGCUCCGCCGCCUUCGCGAAGACAACCACGAGCGCGCGCGCACCGUCGCCCUGCGCGAUCAGACACUCGAGGAAUCAAGCGUUAAGAUCGAGCUUCUCGAGUCGCGCAUGCGUGACGCCACGAAGAAGAACGAACGUAUCACCCAACUAGAGACUAAGAUCGAAGAAGCUAAGAAGCGCGAGACGGAGCUGGCUGAGAGCCUCGAGGCUCAAUCCAAGGAACUCGUGGCUAUGGAGCAGGAUCGCGAGAGGUGGCGCAAGGUGGCGGGUGAGAACAAGAUCGUGGAAGAGGCAGAUCCGGCGACGAAGGCGGGUAAGGAACGCGCGGUCGCGACGGCGAGGGAGAUGGACGCGCUGAAGGGCGAGAUCGAGGCGCUGCAGGCUGCUGUGCGCUACCUCCGUGAGGACGCGAGGAGGGUCAAGCUAUCGACCGUGCAGCCUGGGAACCUGGACUGGCUGAACGAGCCACUCGUCAAGCCCAAGACCGCAGAGGCGCACAGGAAGGAGCUCGUCCAGACAGAAGGCGCGGACGUGCUGUUCGAGCUCGUCAACCUAGCAGCGGAGAGUAAAGUCUUCGACCUCUCCACGCUCCCAGAGAACAGACUCGCAUGGCGCUCAGCGAGAAGCACGCCACAAUGGCACGUCGCCCGACAGCGCGAGGAAUGGGAAUCCUGGAAGGGGUGGAACGAGAGCACGACCAAGAAAGCUAAGGCGCUGGAGCCGAGGAGGAUCGUGCGGAGUAAGAGGGGCCUUCAGAUCGCGAGGGUUGAUCUGAGGCUGCCGACGCUGGAGGCGAAGGGCGUUUACGGAGGGGAGGUGGAGAUUGUGGAUCCGGGGCUGUUUGAGGGGUUCAAGGAGAACUGGGGGAUUGUAUGAUGGGGAGGGGGAGCUAGGAUGUGCGAGUUGAGCGUUUAUACCCACUGGCAUGGUUGUAGGAUGUAGCAUGAAUGGAAGACUUUACCUUUACGUGUGUGUGCAGUGAGCAGGUCUUGUUGUUUUACUUCGUCUCAGUAUACUUCUGAGGGGAUUCUCGUGUGAAGUUUAGUUCAGCCUUACUGUUUCGUUGCUUACGGGUUGGUUGAUAUGUGCGGCGAGAUGCACCCAUGGCGGAUUUAUGUGGUUCUAGACCAAUGGAACGGUCAGAAUUGGAGAUUGUUAGAAAAGCAUUAUAAAUAUUUAGAUAAUGUGGAUUUGGCCUUUCCAAUGAGAGUUUUGCCCGAAGCGCAU